CUCCCACCUGCGCUAGCGAUGCGCCUGAUCCUGCGCGAGUCGUUAGAUCUGACAGACGAAUUUAUUUUGGAAAUUAGCCGUGUAAACAUCAACGUUUUGAUAUGAUUGCGAUCAAAAUGCCUCAUAGAAUCGACGCUGCGCCUUCCUGAGAUCUAAUUAUGACAGAAGACGCGUUUUAAUCAGCGCGAGGAUCGAUGGGAGAGACUUUAAUGUCAGAUUGAACCGCUAAGGUGAAACUCUGGUGCCAUGAUCCAGUGUGCAAACUGUUUGUUUAUGUUUAUGUAUAUUUAAAUAGAUGAAUAAUGCCUGGGAAGCUAAAGGCGAAGAUUGUUGCCGGGCGGCACCUGCCUGUCAUGGACCGCGCCAGCGAUCUCACAGACGCCUUUGUGGAGGUGAAGUUUGGAAACACAACAUUUAAAACGGAUGUGUACCCCAAAUCCCUGAAUCCUCAGUGGAAUUCAGAGUGGUUCAAAUUUGAGGUGGAUGAUGAGGAUUUGCAGGAUGAGCCUUUGCAGAUAACUGUUCUCGACCAUGACACAUACAGCGCUAAUGAUGCGAUAGGAAAGGUGUAUAUCGACAUUGAUCCAUUGCUCUGCAGUGAAGCUGCUACUGUCAUCUCUGGCUGGCUUCCCAUCUAUGACACUAUACAUGGUAUAAGAGGGGAAAUCAACGUGCUGGUGAAGGUGGAUCUCUUCAACGACCUGAACCGCUUCAGACAGUCUUCAUGUGGGGUUAAAUUCUUUUGUACAACCUCCAUUCCCCGAUGUUACCGGGCCGUUAUGGUACAUGGCUUUGUGGAAGAGCUUGUGGUGAAUGAGGAUCCAGAGUACCAGUGGAUUGAUCGUAUCAGAACCCCUCGAGCUUCCAACGAGGCCAGACAGAGACUCAUCUUUCUCAUGUCAGGUGAAUUGCAGAGGAAGAUUGGUCUUAAGGUCCUGGAGAUGGGAGGGAAUGCAGUGGUGGGCUACCUACAGUGUUUUGACCUGGAAGGAGAAUCAGGCCUUGUGGUUCGUGCCAUCGGAACAGCCUGCACGCUUGAGAAAAUCAGCACGCUCCCUGCCACAGCCACACACCCCAGCAACUCCUCUCCAUCGAAAGACAUGAAAGACUCUCCGCAGGCUGCUCCUUCCACUCUCGGAUGUCGCUCCACACACAGCAGUCCAGUUCACAGUGCAAGCAGUCGUCUUUCUCAGGGCUUCUCCGUUUCCGUGCCAACACUGCUGUUCGCCGGUAUGAAACCCAGACACAGGAGCUCAGAAGCCCCCAGAGCCAGGCAGUGUAGGCCAGGGUUUGGGGAGGAGGCCCCAGGCGUCCCGUUAUCCUCAGGACCCCCAACCCCUCUGAGAGCACAAACCUUCUCCUCCUUCUCCCCCUCCAAGUCCUACAGUCGCCAGUCCUCCUCCUCUGACACCGAGCUCAGCCUAACCCCCAAAACCGUGGGGAUAUUUCUGUGUCCCAGUUCUCCCGCCCUUGAGUCUGAAUCAUCUCCCCUCCCCUCUGCCCAUCUGCCCCGUCACUUACGGUCAGGGAUGGCCUCCAGGAGUACAACUCCUCCCCCACUUCAUGUCAGCCAAUCAGAUUCAGCCAUGCUGAGAAAGAGCGUGUCUUUCAGUGAGGAACUGCUGCUGGCGGUCUCUGGAAUGGGAAGUGGCGGCAGUGCAGGAAAGGAGGCGGGGCCUCUUAAAGCUCUUCUGAGGCAGCAGACCCAAUCAGCACUGGAGCAGAGAGAAUACCCAUUCUUCACAUUGACCGCCUUUCCUCCUGGUUUUCUCCUUCACGUGGGAGGUGUGGUCAGUGCACGCUCAGUAAAGCUUCUGGAUCGAAUCCACAACCCAGACGAGCCCGAGACACGGGAUGCGUGGUGGGAGGAGAUCCGUCAGGAAAUAAAGUCUCAUGCCAAAGCUCUCGGCUGCCACGCUGUGGUGGGGUACAGCGAGUCCACCAGCAUCUGUGAGGAGGUGUGUAUUCUAUCAGCGUCAGGCACCGCGGCGAUCCUCAGCUCCCGGUUCAUGCAGGACGCCCCACUGGAAACCGAACACAGGUUGUCACGGCAACCGCUUUGUGUCUUUUCUACAGGGUCUGAGAGGGUCGAGGGGGAUAUGGGUAGUUCAGCCUCGCUAGGAUUUGAGGAGGUGGUGUCCCCUGGCUGUGGGUUUUGUCACAUACCGUACGAUGAGUUGAAUAUACCGUUUCCUGCUCAGCUCACCUAUUGCUACUGCUGUCGCCGCUACAAAGUGCCCGACGUCCUCUUCACCACGAUCGACCUGCCUAAUGAAGCCAACGUCACCGGGAAGGGCUGCCUGAUUCAGGCCAGGCUGUGCCGGACUAAAAAGAAAGCCCAGGGAGAAGGGAACGCCACGUCCAUUAGCAAUCUUCUGCCUUUUCUAGAGUACGAACUCCACACACAGCUGAUGAACAAACUAAAGCUACGAGGCAUGAACGCUUUGUUUGGUCUUCGUAUCCAAAUCAGUGUGGGAGAGACCAUGCUGCUAGGACUAGCGUCUGCUACAGGAGUUUAUCUGACAGCUUUACCCAGUCCUGGAGGAAUCCAGAUUGCAGGAAAAACUCCUAGCGACAUCACAUAUGAACAGCAUAUCUCCAAUAUGCAGAAAAAAAUCAAUGACACCAUUGCUAAAAACAAAGAAUUGUAUGAAAUCAACCCUCCAGAGGUUGUCGAAGAGAUCAUUGGCUCGCCGAUCCCUGAGCCCCGUCAGAGGUCUCGUCUCUUUCGUUCUCACUCAGAAAGUUCAGACGAGGUGUCAGAACUAGACCUAUCCCACGGGAAGAAGGAUGCCUUUGUGUUGGAGAUUGAUGACACAGAUGCUGUGGAAGAUAUACAUGCACUUCUGACUGAUUCCCCAACGCCAGCGGGAUUCUACAGCUGCAACACUGAAAUUAUGCCUGGGAUUCAGAACUGGACUUCAGCUAUACAGAUGUUUACCUCCGUGAGAGUCUUCCGCCUUAACAAUGUCAACUUAACCAAUCAGGGACUGAAUAAGAUUUUUACUGACCUCUGUGAGAAUCUGCUAAAGAGUUUGUACUUCAAACUGCGGUCGAUGGUCCCCUGUUGUCUUUGUCACUUGAACUUUACCGUGGCCAUACCUGAAGAUGAGCUCAUACAGGUGGCGGUGACAGCUGUGGCAAUGAGCUUUGACAAAGAGCAACCUUUGGAGAAUGGCAAACAAAGUGGGGAAAAGACACUGAUUAAGGCCAUAACCGAAAAUGACGAGCAGCUUCAGUUCAAUCUGGAGCUCAAUGCUGAAACAUCAUCUCCCAAUCCUCUCAGCUCCCCCAAAGGUCUAUCAGAGGUUGGCAGCCAUCCGUCAGCCAGAGCCCCCUCAGUUGAUUACAGUUCCUUUGCAGACAGAUGCAGCUCCUGGAUAGAGCAGCUAAAACUGAAAGCUCACACCAUAAGACGCGGAUCGGUUAAAACAACAUCAUCUCUGGAGAAGGCCAGCCCGUUGCCUGAAGGCCGCUCUCGUUCUCUUCGGUCGAAUCGCUCCUACUCAGGCAGUUCUGUGGCAGUGGUCAAAAUGACCCCGCUCUCUUUCAUUCCUGGAGCUAAGAUCAUCAAAUACCUCGGCAUCAUCAACAUGUUCUUCAUUAGAGAGACCACCUCGCUCAGAGAGGAGGGAGGUGUGAGUGGGUUUCUGCAUACGUUUAUUGCUGAAGUAUUUGCGAUGGUUCGCGCCCACGUCGCUGCUCUUGGAGGAAAUGCAGUCGUGUCCUACAGCAUGAAAGAGUGUGUGUUCAUGGAGAACCCUAACAAAAACCAGGCGCAGUGCCUAAUCAACGUCAGUGGGGACGCUGUUAUUUUUGUCCGGGAAUCUGAACUUGAGUCGACUUCGGUACAGCCACAAUCAGCCACCACACAGACCUCCAACGGUGGGGAAGGAACGUGAACCAACAUACACACUGACAAACUCUCAAGUAAACUAGUCUUACCAUGAACCAUGCCAUUUCAAGCAGUGUCGCGCUAAAAUCUACCAACCAAAAAAAAAAAAAAAUCUCCAAAAAGAACCAAAAAUCUAGACCUGAUUGGUUCUCCCAAGUGUCAUAUUUUAGACCCUUUAAAUGGCCAAUAUUUAGUUUUAUUUUAGAAUAAUGUUUUAAAAUCCCUCCGUCAGAAGCCUUUCAAAAAGGUUGUCUGCCAUGUUUCUAUGUGUUGGCCAUUGUUGUUCACAUUCCAUGUUGUCCAUAAGUGGCGGAGGCAGCUACCAAAUUCAAAAGGUCUAUAAAAUUUGUCUUUGUGUUUGCAAAGAGUGUGUAAACGUGUCAACGACUCUCUAAAUGGCCAUGUUUUUUUAUUUAAACAAAGGAAUAAACUACUGAUGCACUCACAUGGACAUCCAGUUCAGGAUUUUAAAUACUGGCUUCAAAUACGACACUUCCUGUCAUGUCCUACUGAUCUCAUGUCAAAUGCUGGAAAUGUUUGUUUGCUUUCAUGUGCCACAAUGUAUGCUUUUUUUUUUUUUAAAUUCAUAAUGUUUGGGUCGGACUUGUGCAAGGCCGCUCUGGUUCUCUUGCAUGUGCAAUGCCAGUUAAUCAUUAAGAGAAAGAGAUAUUUUAAAGCAGAGUUGUCAUUCACCAUGGACUGACACUUGAAUGUACAGAUGACAGGUCUGGAUAUGAGGUAGGCUCUGCUCAUGUGUUGACUGACUUUUAAUGCUAUUAUUUUGUAUAUGUGUUUGCCUGAGGACAAAUCAAAAUUGCACAUUAAUAAGAUAUAAUUGAAUAAAACUAUUAUUGCUCUGG
Labeo rohita (rohu) is the source of this 4755-nucleotide messenger RNA. It is a transcript of the gene c2cd5, whose product is annotated as C2 calcium dependent domain containing 5. Gene Ontology annotation, molecular function: calcium ion binding; calcium-dependent phospholipid binding. Gene Ontology annotation, biological process: intracellular protein transmembrane transport; protein localization to plasma membrane; positive regulation of D-glucose transmembrane transport. Gene Ontology annotation, cellular component: plasma membrane. The record is from RefSeq and is a predicted model, not a curated record. The coding region runs from base 303 to 3902 and encodes 1199 amino acids. Lineage: Eukaryota; Metazoa; Chordata; Actinopteri; Cypriniformes; Cyprinidae. The transcript has 29 exons.